Messenger RNA from Dryobates pubescens (Downy woodpecker), 1808 nucleotides. It is a transcript of the gene GLT1D1, whose product is annotated as glycosyltransferase 1 domain containing 1. The transcript is spliced from 14 exons. The record is from RefSeq and is a predicted model, not a curated record. Lineage: Eukaryota; Metazoa; Chordata; Aves; Piciformes; Picidae. Bases 180 to 1253 code for a protein of 357 amino acids. Gene Ontology annotation, molecular function: glycosyltransferase activity.
GGUAGGACCUGGGCUAGCCGAGCGGGCUGGUGCUGCGGCGGGUGGCACACCCGCUUCGCGCCCCUGUUUCCGGGAGACCGCGGGGCCGCGCCCGGGCGGCCGGCAGGUAAAGGAGGCGGUGACCGCCGCUCUGCCCCUCACUGAGGCGGCUUCCGCCCGAAAGCACAGGAGGGGCAGCUAUGAGGCUGCUCUUGCUGGCGUGCCUCCGAGCGCAGACCGGCAACGCGACCACCGCGGAGAGGAUACAGAAUCAUCUACAUGCUGCAGGUCAUACCUGUGUUCUUAAAGAUGCUUUCAUGUAUGAAAGUCCAACUGAAAUAGCAAAUCUAACCUCUACAGACAUGUUUGAUGCAGCCCUGGCCAUUCAUCUUUAUAAGGGAGGCAGACUUCUGCAAGGUAGCAGAAUUCCUUUUGGAAUCAUCUUUGGUGGGACAGAUAUAAAUGAAGAUAUCAAAUGUGAAGAAAAACAUCAUGUGAUGGGAGCAGUGCUACAAGAAGCCAGGUUUGCAGUGGCUUUCACAAUGAAGAUGAAGGAACUGGCAGCAGCAGAGUGGGUAUCAGGUCAAAUAAAUCUGGCAUUUAAAAUCUCUGUGCCAGGGGAGCCAGAAGCUAGGAAGAAAAUAUAUGUCCAAACUCAAGGAAUUAAGACUAUGCCUAGUGAAGCAUUUGACUGGUACAGAUUUCUACGAAAUGCAGGCAUUCCUACAGACACACAGAGUUUACAUGUGUUCCUUUUGAUAUGUGGACUUCGAAGAGUCAAGGACCCUCUCUACUUAGUAGAUGUAUUUUCAGACUGGCACAGAAAGGAUCCCAGUGUCCAUUUGGGCAUAAUUGGACCCGCAGUUGAUCCACUUUUUACAUGUGAAGUUAAAGAAAAAGUUAAAAGGGCCCCAGGAGUACAUUUUUUACAGGAGAUGCCACAGGAUGAUCUUCAUGCUGCUGUGAGAAGGUGCUUUGCUGUGGUGAACAGCUCCAUUUCAGAAGGCAUGUCUGCUGCAAUUCUGGAGGCCAUGGAUUUAGGUAUUCCAGUGCUGGCAAGGAACAUUCCUGGAAAUGCAGCAAUAAUAAAACAUAAGGAAACAGGACUGCUAUUUUCAAAUCCUCAGGAGUUUGUUCUGCUGUCCAAGAGUUUGAUGAACGACCCCAUUAUGGAAAAAGAAAUUGUAACAAGGGCCAAAGAAUACGUGAAGAAACAUCACUCAUGGGAAAGUGAAAGAAAAGUCUAUCAGAAUCUUGUCCUAAGACUGCAGUGAAUUGCAGGACCAGAGCUGAUACCCAGUAGAACUUUAAUGAUGGAUAUGGAAUUAGAUUUGGGGUUCUCUUGGUUUCUUUCAAGAAGAGAUAGUAAGACAUACAUUAUUGUAUUCCAACAUACCAGCAUCACAGGAGUUGCCUGCUACUUCAAACUAUCAAGUUUAUCUAAUUCAGCACACUGUCUCCAGUGUACCAAUUCAUCACAGACCAGUAUCAUUGUGUAAGAUCACACAUGAGAAAAACAUUCCAUGAACAGACACCAAAUUUUGUUGUUCUGAGGCCUCACAGGGAAGAUGAUUUCUUCUAUACAGUGGAGCAUUCCACCACAUAAAGAUUACAGUAAGUCUGCUCAUCAUGUUGCAUCUUAACCAAACUGGAGUAGCAGUUUUCUUUCCAAUCACACCAAUCUGAAUAUAUGCAGGUACAUGUGACAUGCACAUAUAUGUUCAUAAACUCAAGAUUGGUUAUGUAAACAGAGCAUAAUAUUAUGAAGAUGGAAGUUGUCUUAAGACUGAAAGUUCAGUCUAUUGACUACACAGUGAUCAUGAGGCCAG